AUGAGCGGCGCUCGAGUCAUGAACGACGAACAAUACACGGAGCUGGGCCGGGACUUGACGAGUCUCCGACCUUACAUUGAGUCCUGUCUCACUCUGAUCUCAUCCCAAUGCGACACGAUCGGAGCGAACAGCGAGCAGGCCAAGAAUCUGCUCGAAGAGUUGGAAAAGCUCAAGGAAAUCGACAUCGGCAUCGAGAAAGCCAUCAAGACAUUGCGCGCCGUCAACCUCCCCGUUCAUAAAAACGACGUCGUCCCAUCUGUACGUCAACAAGUUUCAUUUGACCUUUUUAUGAGUCUGAUCACAGAGAAAAUGAACUAAGAUGGAGGGAAUCAAAGCUUGAAAAUUAUUCCAUGAAAUAGAAAAGAAAAUCUUUAUUUUGCUUUGCUUCUCCAAUGAUUUUGGUGUUAGAUGAAUCAACAAGCUCAACUGGCGCUGGAAUAAGCUAUAAAAUGGUCAUUUUGCAGAAAGAAGAAAUGAAAAAGGCUUGGGAUACCGCGUACGACGAAGCUGAAGGCGUUGCCGUCCUGGAAGAUAGGUUCCAAACGAUUACUUCGAGAUUGAACGGAGAGGAAAUUGAGGUGGCUACCAUCUUUUCGGUUCUAUUUCGAUUAAAAAUGUGUCAGUUUUAUCAAAAAUCAACUUAGCCAAUUGCCAGAAUCCAAAAAGAACGAAUAAAAAAUAGAAAGGGGAGAGUUUCGAUGAAUUCUUGUGCUCUAUUUUCUCUUUUGAAGAAAAAGAAAGGAAGAGAAGAGCCGAGAAUUUUCUCAAGGUGAUAAAAUAAUAGGCUCAGACUGAGCCGAUAUUUAUCGAAGUUUUUCAUGAGAAGAGCGAAAUAGUGAGCAAAAGAAGAUGUUUAGAGCUUUAAAGUUUUGUCCCAAUAAAGAUAAGUCUGAAGCUAAUGUUUGGAAAAACGAUCCGGAGUUCGAAUAAAUGAAGUUAUUUUUCAGGCAACCGUCACCUACAGUAAGAAAGACCCACUGACGAAGAAAGACAUUGAGAAUCCGGUCAAAAACCCGGUCCGUUCAGAUGUGUCAUACUGAAAGAAAUAGAACUCAUUCUGCAGAACUGCGGCCACGUCUACGACGAAUCGUCGGUCCAAGAGCACGUCGGAUCGCGGAAAGGCGUCAAAUGUCCGAUUAUUGGCUGCAAAGCGGAAAUUCAUCUUAAAAAACUCAUUCCCUAUCCCGAGUUCUUCAUGAACGCUGUCUAA
This is a messenger RNA of Caenorhabditis auriculariae, 1210 nucleotides long. NCBI's taxonomy places the organism in Eukaryota, Metazoa, Nematoda, Chromadorea, Rhabditida, Rhabditidae. The record is from the annotation of a GenBank genome assembly.